CAUUUUGAAAAUUUCAAGUUGGAUUGAAAUUCAUCCAUUUAAUAACGUAUACCUAGUUGUUCUUAUACUGAAUUUAAGACUCAAAUCUGUAAUCACAUUUUGGUACCCUUGUGAUUGGAACAUGAAUUGUUUCUAUCCAUUGAACUGAACUUGAUGACUGACUAAAUCUUUUACGUGUCGGCAUACUGUAAAGGAUUUAAAAGUAGGUAAAUGUCACCUGUCAUCUUUAAACUACUAUCACGGUAAAAUGGAUGUUUGUAUUAAAUCAGAGAUAUAAAUAUUUUUAUUAAAGCUUAAUCUUUCCUGUGUUGAAGAUAAAAUGUUGUCAACAUGUUGUCAGGACCCUAAAGUUUAAAGAAAUGUGAGGGACCAUGGGGUGGUAUUCCACAAGGGUACCGCUGUACAUGGGCUAGUCUUAGAAAGUGUCAUGUAUCCAUGUCUUAUUCCGUAAUACACUCCCUGAUCUUCACUAUAAUUCAAAAUUGUGGUUGGAUAUUGACUAUGGUUGAAGCGAUGGUGAUUUGUUGUUGACCUUUUCUAGUAGUUCUGCACCCUCACAUCAUAUGUUAGUUACAUCAUAUGUUAUGUGUCACCACCACUCUUGUAUUUUUGUUGAGUCAGUGAGCAAUAUAAUUUCUCUACAUUUUUUUCAACUUGCCAUAGAUUUAAUGAUCUAUUCUUGGACUGUAAAUUUGGCAACUUAAAUCAUCGGCUGUGAAGCAGUUAAUUGUUGUAUGUUGUUUGUUUUAGCCUUAUACCAGAGAUUGUUGCACCAUCUGUGGAUUUUAGAUUUGGUCAUCAAAGAUGUACACUUAUAUUGACUCAUUUUUAACUCAUGAAAAUUUGAAGCAUUUUUCAAUCUUCUGAUUCUUUUUUCAUCGUGUCAAUCAAAAGUUAUUAUUCUGUGUUUGGGAACAAUUAUUUUGUACUGCCUUGGUGACGACUUCUGUUAGCUAUUACUGGUGAUGCUGUUCCAGCUCCCUGUACAUCAUUUUUUUGUGAAUGACACAAAUUUUUGGUGAGAGGAAGAAGAGUGAAGGUUAAGGGAGAUGUUGUGUGAUGACUGUGUUUUGGGCAAUUUGCUUGGAGGACAUAGGAGGAUGUUUCAUACAUUUGGGGAAGAGGAGCUGAAGAUUAAGUUUGUCUCUUGUUUGUGAAUUUCGGAUCUUUAUAUGGGUUUGACACCUUAUGAAAAGAAGAAAUAUGUCUGGAAAAUGCUUUACAUUUAUAUGCUGGGCUACGAUGUGGAUUUUGGGCACAUGGAAGCAGUUUCUCUAAUAUCUGCGCCUAAGUAUCCAGAAAAGCAGGUUGGAUACAUUGUAACAGCAUGCUUGCUCAAUGAGAACCAUGAUUUUCUGAGAAUAGCGAUAAAUACCGUGCGCAAUGACAUCAUUGGUCGGAAUGAGACCUUCCAAUGUUUGGCGUUGACUAUGGUUGGGAAUAUUGGUGGCCGAGAAUUUGCGGAGUCAUUAGCACCUGAUGUUCAAAAAUUACUUAUUUCUAGCAGCUACAGACCACUUGUGAGAAAAAAGGCUGCACUAUGUUUAUUGCGCUUGUAUAGAAAAAAUCCUGAUGUUGUGAACGUAGAUGGCUGGGCUGACCGGAUGGCACAACUUUUAGAUGAACGUGAUCUUGGUGUGUUAACAUCAUCUAUGAGCCUUCUUGUUGCCCUUGUAUCAAACCACUAUGAUGCUUACUGGAGUUGUCUGCCAAAAUGCGUUAAAAUAUUAGAACGACUUGCUAGGAACCAGGAUAUUCCACAAGAGUACACCUACUAUGGCAUCCCAUCUCCCUGGCUUCAGGUCAGGACAAUGAGGGCUCUUCAAUAUUUUCCGACUGUCGAAGAUCCAAAUACCAGAAGAUCAUUGUUUGAGGUCUUACAGCGGAUUUUGAUGGGUACUGAUGUUGUGAAAAAUGUUAAUAAGAACAAUGCAUCACAUGCUGUUCUCUUUGAAGCCCUCGCUCUUGUCAUGCAUCUUGAUGCUGAAAAGGAGAUGAUGUCUCAGUGUGUUGCCCUUCUUGGAAAAUUUAUUGCUGUCCGAGAACCAAAUAUCCGAUAUCUUGGUUUGGAAAAUAUGACCCGCAUGUUAAUGGUGACUGAUGUGCAAGAUAUCAUCAAGAGACAUCAGGCUCAGAUCAUCACCUCAUUGAAGGAUCCAGAUAUCAGUAUACGUAGGCGUGCUCUAGACUUGCUUUAUGGUAUGUGUGAUGUUUCAAAUGCAAAAGAUAUAGUUGAAGAAUUAUUGCAGUAUCUUAGCACAGCAGAUUUUGCCAUGCGUGAAGAAUUGUCUCUUAAGGCUGCCAUUCUUGCAGAAAAGUUUGCCCCUGAUCUUUCUUGGUAUGUAGAUGUGAUUCUUCAAUUAAUUGACAAGGCUGGAGACUUUGUUAGUGAUGAUAUAUGGUUUCGUGUUGUGCAAUUUGUUACAAAUAACGAAGACUUACAGCCUUAUGCAGCAGCAAAAGCUAGGGAGUAUUUAGACAAACCUGCUAUACAUGAGACUAUGGUUAAGGUCAGUGCAUAUAUCAUUGGAGAAUUUGGCCACCUUUUGGCCAGACGGCCUGGGUGCAGUCCGAAGGAAUUAUUUAGUGUCAUACAUGAGAAGCUUCCUGCUGUAACGACAUCUACGGUACCUAUUCUUCUUUCAACAUAUGCUAAGAUCUUUAUGCACACUCAACCUCCAGAUCAGGAACUACAGAAUCAGAUCUGGUCAAUUUUCAACAAAUAUGAGAGUUGCAUUGAUGUUGAGAUACAACAAAGAGCUGCUGAAUACCUUGCCUUAAGUAGGAGAGGUGCAGCUCUGGUGGAUAUUUUGGCUGAAAUGCCUAAAUUUCCCGAGCGGCAGUCUGCAUUGAUCAAGAAGGCUGAAGAUACAGAAGUUGAUACAGCAGAACAAAGUGCUAUCAAGUUACGGGCCCAGCAGCAAACAUCGAGUGCUUUGGUUGUGACUGACCAGCACCCUGCUAACGGGACCCCGCCUGUCAACCAGCUUGGUCUUGUCAAGAUGCCUAGCAUGAGCAGUAAUGCGGAUCACAAUUCAACUGACCAAGGGUUGUCUCAGGAAAAUGGUACUUUGAGUCAAGUUGAUCCUCAGGCACCUGCAGCAGAUAUACUUGGUGAUCUAUUGGGUCCCCUGGCUAUUGAAGGCCCUCCCGCUACUGCUGGUGGGCCUCAGCAGAAUGUAAUCCCUGGAUUAGGAGGUGAUCCAGAUGCCGUGGAUGCUUCAGCAAUUGUGCCUGUUGGUGAGGAGCAAAAUUCUGUUCAGCCAAUAGGAAAUAUUGCUGAAAGGUUUCAUGCUCUCUGCUUGAAGGAUAGUGGUGUUCUUUACGAAGAUCCUAAUAUUCAGAUUGGAAUUAAAGCCGAGUGGCGGCUACAUCAAGGAUGUUUUGUUCUUUUCUUGGGAAACAAAAAUACUUCACCACUUGUGUCAGUUCAGGCUAUAAUAUUACCUCCCUCUCAUUUGAAAAUGGAGCUCUCACUAGUACCGGAUACCAUUCCUCCCAGGGCACAGGUACAAUGCCCGCUUGAAGUAGUGAAUCUCAGACCUAGCAGGGAUGUAGCAGCUCUUGAUUUUUCCUACAAGUUUGGUAACAAUAUGGUCAAUGUCAAGCUUCGCCUCCCAGCUGUCUUAAAUAAAUUUCUUCAGCCUAUUCCAGUGUCUGCUGAAGAGUUCUUUCCUCAGUGGAGAUCACUUUCGGGGCCACCUCUGAAGCUUCAAGAAGUGGUUAGAGGUGUCAAACCAAUGCCACUUGUAGAAAUGGCGAAUCUACUUAACAGUUUUCGGUUGAUGGUUUGUCCGGCACUUGACCCAAAUCCAAAUAAUCUUGUUGCAAGUACAACGUUUUACUCAGAAAGUACACGGGCCAUGCUUUGCUUGGUUAGAAUAGAAACAGAUCCAGCAGACAGAACACAGUUGCGUAUGACAGUUGCUUCAGGGGACCCUUCAUUAACGCUCGAGUUGAAGGAGUUCAUCAAGGAACAAUUAGUUAUCAUGCCUACAGCUCGCGCACCUGGACCGGUGCCACCAGCACCUCCAGUAGCUCAACCGACCAGUCCAGUUUCAGCAUUAACGGACCCUGGGGCUAUGCUGGCCGGCUUGCUGUGACAAAGUGAAGGUGAUGUGUGAGGAUUUGUUCAUUAUUAUACACUCGUAAAUCUGAUUUAUACAACCUGCCCAGUGGUCUCUCUCGCGCAAAGUUCAAGUGGUGGACAAAGAAAAUCCCACUGCAAGGGCUAGCGGAAUUGAAGUGUGAGCUGAUUUGUGCGGGCAGCAUUAGUGUGAGUGGAUAUUUCCACGGGUAGUUGGUCGGGGUUUUUAGAUUCUUUAUGUACAAUGCAAUUGUGCCUACGUGAGAAAUUUUCUCGGUUUUGGGGUGAGGGUAUUUUUCUUUUUCUUUCUCGUUUCACAUUUUUUCCCCUUCCCGGCGGCAGCGGAUUGGUUUCUGUAGUUACGGGGACUUGACAGGAGAAUGUAAGAUAUCAUGAAGUAGAUUAGUUGUAGUAGAAGCUUGUAUUUGUUUGUUGCCGAUGCAUAAAUUUGUUAUUCUCAGUAAUACAAACGAUUGGGUGAUGUGCAGUGUGAUAUGUUGCCCCGAACGCCACUCGUUUGUAUAAUACCUUUCUUCUUCUUUC
This is a messenger RNA of Pyrus x bretschneideri (Chinese white pear), 4630 nucleotides long. RefSeq names its product AP-2 complex subunit alpha-1. The record is from RefSeq and is a predicted model, not a curated record. Gene Ontology annotation, molecular function: clathrin-cargo adaptor activity. Lineage: Eukaryota; Viridiplantae; Streptophyta; Magnoliopsida; Rosales; Rosaceae. Gene Ontology annotation, cellular component: membrane coat; AP-2 adaptor complex. Gene Ontology annotation, biological process: intracellular protein transport; clathrin-dependent endocytosis. The coding region runs from base 1173 to 4103 and encodes 976 amino acids. The transcript is spliced from 28 exons.